AUGGUUCAAGGUUUCUCAGAUAUAGCUGCAAUGUGCGUCGGCCUGAUUGGGCUAAUCGGAGCAGCAGCCACUACGGGAAUGCCGAUGUGGAAGGUGACAGCUUUCAUCGGAGAGAACAUAAUUGUGAUGGAAACCCGCUGGGAGGGCUUGUGGAUGAACUGCUACCGACAGGCUAAUAUCAGGAUGCAGUGUAAGGUGUACGACUCCCUGCUGUUCCUGCCACCUGAGUUACAGGCAGCCAGGGGUCUGAUGUGUUGUUCUGUGGCCCUAUCAGGACUGGGGCUUCUCGUUGGACUGGUAGGAAUGCGGUGCAUGUCCUGUUUUCAGGGGAAUGACUGGGCAAAGACCAUAUUCCUGUUUGUUGCAGGUGGUAUGCAGUUCGCAGCCUGCAUCAGUGUUUUCAUCCCUGUGUCGUGGACAGGCCAUGUCAUCAUCAGAGAUUUUUAUAACCCUUUGCUCAUCGACGCCCAGAGGAGAGAGCUCGGGGAGGCUCUCUACAUCGGCUGGGUGACCGGCGCCUUCCUUUUUGCCUCAGCCCUGUUGUUCCUCUGCCGCCGCAUGCCUUCAGACAAAGGCUCAUUUGAUGUGUAUCACCCUCACCUGCUCAGUUACAAGACAACACCCAACCAACCAACUCUAAUGAGAUAUCAUCCCAUCUCCAAUGUUUCCAGCCUCCAAUCCACUGCAUACCAGCCUUCUCCACCAAACAACGGCUCUGUCGGGCAACAAUUUGCGAUGCCACUGCAAAACUUCCCUCAAGUUAUGACCAAUGAUGGAGCACUAAUCAACCAUCCUGUUAUGUACAAUCCAGGUCUGCCUGAAAGUGCAUCAUUGUUAUAUCAAGCUAGCAUGGCUCAACGUUCCUCACUGCGGAGCUCUGACCAUGUUGGGAGUUUGUAUACUCCAGGAAACUCCUUAUACAUCAGCCAAAACACGACUCCUUAUUCACUCAAUCCCUCAGCGUCCUACCAGUCCAGUUUUUACCCGGUGCCACACACUCCUGUUUUCAUAGGAUACAAAUCAUCAAGAGCUCAUCCAGACCCUCACAGUGGGAGCCGUCCUGGUGUGUACAUUUAA
This is a messenger RNA of Notolabrus celidotus (New Zealand spotty), 1077 nucleotides long. RefSeq names its product claudin-8-like. The record is from RefSeq and is a predicted model, not a curated record. Gene Ontology annotation, biological process: cell adhesion; bicellular tight junction assembly. The transcript has a single exon. The coding region runs from base 1 to 1077 and encodes 358 amino acids. Lineage: Eukaryota; Metazoa; Chordata; Actinopteri; Labriformes; Labridae. Gene Ontology annotation, molecular function: structural molecule activity. Gene Ontology annotation, cellular component: plasma membrane; bicellular tight junction.